UGAUUUUUCUCCAACCUGUCAAAGAAUCUAAAACCAAAACAACUCGCGAUUUCUUUUCGUAGCUCGGCGGAAAAAAUAUUUUUUGAAAACGUGCAAGUAAUUUAUUUGAAAAAAUAAAAAUGGCUUCUUCCCGGGUAAAAACGCGCGAAACCAAGACGGGCGAAAUCAUCGCGUACAGUGAGGCCGCAAUCCGGAACAACGCGUCCGCCGUGGAGUACUGCCGAACGUCGAUGGCCGCCCUGUCCGGAAGCACCGCUGGUGUCCUCGGCCUAACUGGAAUCAUCGGUUUUCUGUUUUACGUGCUGGCCGUGCUCGGUAUGUGGUGUAUGCUGCUGCUCAAGUCCGGCUCGAACUGGCAAAAAUAUUUUAUCAGCCGGAAGAGUCUGCUGACCAACGGGUUUCUCGGAGGGCUCUGCACGUACGUACUGUUUUGGACCUUUUUGUACGGGAUGGUGCAUGUGUACUAGCACAGGAAAGAAACACUUGCAGUUUUAAUCGACGAAAAGCAUUUUGCGGGGAGGGUUCAAAUUUUAGGCAAACAUGAGCUAAAUAAAGAGGGGUUCUACUUUGUUUGUACGAUUCUAAGCAAAUAGAGGAAACCAGAAGGGAGAAACAAUAAACAAACACAUAUUAGCGUAAUUCGUUUCGUAAUAAAUGUAUAACCGGUA
Culex quinquefasciatus (southern house mosquito) is the source of this 668-nucleotide messenger RNA. RefSeq names its product ER membrane protein complex subunit 6 (gene EMC6). Gene Ontology annotation, cellular component: EMC complex; endoplasmic reticulum; membrane. The record is from RefSeq and is a predicted model, not a curated record. NCBI's taxonomy places the organism in Eukaryota, Metazoa, Arthropoda, Insecta, Diptera, Culicidae. The transcript has 2 exons. The coding region runs from base 120 to 467 and encodes 115 amino acids. Gene Ontology annotation, biological process: autophagosome assembly; protein folding in endoplasmic reticulum.